This is a messenger RNA of Mesorhabditis belari, 4854 nucleotides long. NCBI's taxonomy places the organism in Eukaryota, Metazoa, Nematoda, Chromadorea, Rhabditida, Rhabditidae. The record is from the annotation of a GenBank genome assembly.
AUGCGGUUACAAGCCCUCCUCAUACUUUUGUGGCAACUUUUCGCCGUUUCGCUCGGUCUUUACCCGUUCGGGGUGAGCAAAGGCGAUGUGAAUCCAAAAGAUGGCGCUUGGUUCGCGAAAACGGUGGACAUUCCAAUCAUUUUCUUGGGCAAAUCGGAAAGCGAGAUUUUCGUCUCGAAUCAAGGAAUUGUGGCUUUCGGGGAACGCUUGCCGGAUGAUCAUAUUCGAUCGGUUCAAGGCCUUAAUCGAUCUGUGAUCGCUGUUUACUAUUCAGCAGUCAGUGGCGGGAAUUUCUUCAUCAGAAGUACCUCCUCCGAUCGAGCACUUUUGAAGAAAAUCUCUGAUGAUAUUCGCUCGGUUUUCAGUGACGACGACGAUUUUAACACUUUACAGGCUGUUGUGAUUACAUGGGAAAACAUGGUGAAUAAAGAGCGACAAAGCGGGAACACCUAUCAGCUAACACUGGCCUCUGAUGGAAUCGAAUCCUAUGCGAUUAUGGAGUACAAAACGCUUUCAUGGGCUUCAUCAGAUGGGAGAUUUGCCCAAUCAGGCUUUUCGCAUAAAGACGGUCGAUAUCAACUGAAUGUAAACAGUGGAACGGACACGAUUGUCGAUUUGACAAACCUCUCCAACAACGAAAAUCAGGGGCAAUUCAUGUAUCGAAUCUCGGGGAGUGCUUUGGAAGAUCCGAGAGACGAGGAAUACACAUAUCCUGACGAUUACACGGAUGAUGACGAGAAUAAAGAAGGAAAAUCGGGGAAAGGUACUCGAAAAAGCGAAUGCCCACCGGAUCCAUAUCGAGAUCAUUGUCCAAAGGGAUGCAAUGUGUUGACCGAUGAUCGGGGUUGCUCACUGUGCGUUUGUGCUGAACCAAAAGCCCCGGAAAUUCCCCAAGGAAAUCAAGUCGAUGAAGAGAUCCCGGAUCCACCAGAUUCUCGAGAAGAAGUGGAAGAGGAACUGCACCCAUUGGACCCACGAUUGAUCGAGAAGAACCGGGCAGAACUGAAAGUGGAUCGAGUGGCCAUUGAGAAUAACAAAGUUGACGAGGAAUUGGAAGUGAAAAUCCCAAAGAAUUCGGAUGAUGACGGAACGUGCCAGGCGAAUAGCUGUAAUCCGAAUGCGAGGUGUCAGGACUACGCUCUCGGUUUCUGUUGCUCGUGCAAUUCACCUUACUAUGGAAAUGGGAAAGAGUGCGUGAAAAAAGGCGAACCCCAACGAAUCACCGGCACUUUCGAAGGAGUGAUCAAUGGACAGAGAAUCGAGAAAACCGACUUGCACACUUUCGUCACCGGAACCGAUGGAAACUCUUACACGGCGGUGAGCCGAGUGCCCGCCUCGCUUGGAACCUCGCUUCUUCUCUUGUCACCGGUUGGCUCGAUCAUGGGAUGGCUCUUCGCUGAGGUAAACUCCCCUCACGUGUACAACGGAUUCCAAUUGACGGGCGGUCAAUUCAAUCGCACGGCCACCGUUCACAUUGGAGACACCUCGGUGGUAACGAUCAAUCAACAGUUUACUGGCCGGGACACCUACGAUUAUUUGAAAGUGGCGGUUUUUGUGACCGGAACCUUGCCCGCAGUUCGAGAUGGAGCUGAAGUAACAUUUGCUGAUUAUGAUGAAGAGUAUCGCAGAGAGGCACCAGGUUUCGUUCGAUCAUACUCGAAUUUCGAGGCCAUUGUGAAUGAGGGUGGCACAAAAAUGCCACUGAAAAUCUCGCUCGAUCAACAAAUUCACUACGAUGAAUGCCGAUUCAAAGAGUUUGAUCGCACUGAUGUGGUUACUCUAAACGUUAAACGAGCUCAUGUCACCUAUGAUCAAACGGAUAAAAUCGUUCGGUACGCUUCUCGAAAUUUCGCUGACACACAAAGGACAACGGGAAGCGAGCAACGGCAACCGGCGGUCCCACCACAACCACCGCAGCCACAACGACCGAGUGCUGAGGCUGCAAAUGUUCAAGACGUGUGCGCUCAUGGACGCCAUGUGUGCACCCUUCCAAGUAUGAGUUGUCGACCCGUCGACCACUCUUACAGAUGCGAAUGUGUAGCCGGUUAUCAAGCGAAACAUGACUCGAGCAGCGCGAUCGGCUGGCUUUGUGUCGACAUCGAUGAGUGUCAACGGGGAGAGCACACUUGUGAUUCGAAUGCGAAUUGCCGAAACACUGAAGGCGGUUUUCAAUGUGAAUGCAAGCAAGGCUUCUCCGGUGAUGGUUUCCAUUGUUUUGGUGGGAACACGCAAGCUGAUGGUUCUGAUCGUCAACAACAUCAACAGCAACAACAACAACAACAGCAGCAACAACAACAACAGCAGCAUCCACACAGACACCACGCGCAUGGACAUAAUGGACAUCCAGACCCAAGGGCUCCGGAAAUCCCGAUGGUGAAAGGCGCAUGCAAGACGCAUAAACAUUGUCAUCAAUGGGGUGAAUGCGUCUUCACUGAAGGAGCUCCGACUGGAAUCUGUAAAUGCAGAGGCUGGUACGAGGGUGACGGUGUUGAUCACUGUGGUCCACCAGCAAAAGAAGAGGAACGACAACGCCCGCCCCAACCACCAGUUCAAUACCCGCAACAACAACCAGCUUCACGUGGAGAUGAGCGGCUAAAUGUACACAUCCCGUUAAACAGAGGACAACCAUGUGGACGAAACAUUUGCAGCUCGAAUGCCGAAUGCAUGCCGAGUUCCGAUGGAGGGUCUGAGUGCGUAUGUCGAGCGGGUUUCCACGGGAAUGGCAUUCAAUGCGAGUCGCUGCUAGAUGAGAGUCCUGAUCAACCGGUGCAAGUUGGAGCCACUGGAACAAUUUGUCGAUCACAUGAUGAAUGCGCAGAGCAUGGCUCUUGUGCUUACAAUCAAUUGGUUGGCUACUAUCAAUGCACAUGUACUCCGCCAUACAAGGGAGACGGUGUGAGAUGUGCUUUGGACGAUGAAGAAGAGCUUGUGCCGUAUAAUCGAGCCUCGCAACAACAAGGCUGCGAUGUGUUGAGGAAUUGCGGCCAAAAUGCGGACUGCAUCUUCUCAAAGCCGAACUGGAAAUGCGCUUGUCAAAGUGGAUAUGUGGGCGAUGGAUUUCAAUGUGUGGCCAUCAGUCAAGGAUUACCCGAAUUGUUGCCACCAUUGGAACCUCCAGUGCAAACAAGCGGAAAACAUCCGGGAUGUGAGCGAUGUGAUUCAAAUGCUCAAUGUGUCUUUGAUUCGCACAACAGACGCUACGUUUGCGAGUGUUUGAGUGGUUACAUGGGCGAUGGGACGAGCUGCGUGAAAGUGGGAGGCGGUGGAAAUUGGGAAGGAAGACAGGUUUCACCAAAAAUCUGCCGUGAGCAAACGGAUUGCCACCAAAAUGGACAUUGUGUGCAAAAUGAUCGAAGCCAAUAUUUCUGCCAGUGCUUGCCGGGUUUCCGUGGUGAUGGAGUGACCACGUGUAGGAUUGCAGACAAAUGCACCCCAGCUGAUCCGCGAAGUUGCCACCAAAAUGCUGAAUGUGUUUAUGGAGAGGCUGAAGGAGCGUAUGUAUGCAAAUGUGUUCAAGGUUUCUCGGGAGAUGGCCAACAAUGCGUGCCGCAUGCCCCACCAACAACCUGUGAUCAAAAUCCGAGAAUGUGCCAUCAUAAUGCUCAGUGUGUCUACAAUCAUCAACGUCAAGAGUACGGCUGUUUGUGCAAACCGGGCAGCCAAGGCGAUGGACAUUCACGUUGUGAUCCCGUCGAAACUCCUCAAUGCAGCGGCUGUUCGGUGCACGCGCAAUGCGUUUUCUCGCCGUCCGGCGGCUCACGGUGCCAAUGCUCGAAUGGAUACGUGGGAAAUGGAGUCGUUUGCGCACCGAUGACAACUUGUCUGGAUGAUCGGUCGAUGUGCUCGGAGAACGCGGAAUGUGUGCCCGGCGAGGGUGGGCAUUACGUGUGCAAUUGUCGAUAUGGAUUCCACGGAAAUGGACGCUCGUGUACUCCUGACUCCGAAUUCCGCUCGGACACCCUUUUUGUCGCAAGAGGGAUGGCAAUUUUCCAUCGUGGCACUCACAAAGAUAUUCCCGGGAAACAACUCAUCGUCAUUCCACACCAUAUCGCCGUCGGCGUCGAUUUCGAUUGUCAAGAUGAGCGAAUCGUUUGGAGUGAUAUUUCGGGUCACUCGAUUCGAUCGGCUUCACUACAGGGCACAAAUAUGACCUCGUAUUUCACCGACGAUCUCCAAAGUCCCGAAGGAAUCGCUAUCGAUUGGAGCAGCAGAAAUGUUUAUUAUGCGGACUCGUUGAAAGAUGAGAUUGGCGUGGUUUCGAUGGAUGGUCGUUAUCAGAAAGCGAUCGUUUCCGAGGGUUUGGUCAACCCUAGAGCUUUGGCGAUUGAUCUACAAAAUAGACACCUUUACUACACGGAUUGGCAUCGCGAGCAUCCGAUCAUUGGCCGAGUCGAUUUGGACGGGAAAAAUAACAUGAAAUUUGUGCAGGAUGACAUUCAUCUACCGAAUGGGCUCACGAUUCUGCCCGGACGUCGCGAGCUUUGCUGGGUGGAUGCUGGUGUGAAAAGACUAUCGUGUAUCGGUUUGGAUGGACGAAAUCGUCGCAGCGUUUUCUCGAAUCUCAACUAUCCAUUCGGCGUCACGCAUGUCAAAGAGGAGCGCUUCUAUUGGACCGAUUGGAAAGACAAUCGAGUCCACUCAGUCGGCGUUUAUGGAGAUGGCUAUUCGUCAAUGACGAUCUCGUUGGGUGGAUCUGGGAAAUCGUAUGGAAUCAUCGGCGUGCCCGAUAAAUGCGUAGGAGGUGCAAGUCAAUGUGCGACGAAUAACGGUGGCUGCAAAUAUCUCUGCUUGCCGAGCAAUGGAAAUGAUGGGAGAACGUGUGUUUGUCCCGACAAUGACGAUGUGGAAGGAUGU